This is a messenger RNA of Ostrea edulis (European flat oyster), 8861 nucleotides long. RefSeq names its product pleckstrin homology domain-containing family G member 4B-like. The coding region runs from base 2969 to 8116 and encodes 1715 amino acids. Gene Ontology annotation, molecular function: guanyl-nucleotide exchange factor activity. The transcript has 22 exons. Lineage: Eukaryota; Metazoa; Mollusca; Bivalvia; Ostreida; Ostreidae. The record is from RefSeq and is a predicted model, not a curated record.
GCUGGAGGGGAUAUACCAUGGCACAGUGGGAGACCUUGAUUGGCUAAAAUUGAAAUUCAUUUAGGACAUGCAGGCAGUUGUGUACAAUACUAUAAGUUAAAUUUCCCAUCAAAGGUCCAUGAAAGGACAGAGUCAAUAGGGUAAAUAUAUGUAUAAGGACACAAGUAUAUUGGGGUUUUUUUUUUUGUUUUUUUUUUUUGGGUUUUGUUUUUUGGUUGUUUUUUGUUGUUGUUGUUCUUGUUGAUUUUACUAUAUGGGGCAAUAUUCAAUAUGGGUAUGGCUCGGAAACUAUCUUAACAGCUAGAGUUAUUUGUUUUAGUUCACAUUUCAUUAAACUUUUAUUCUGUUAUUUUCAUAGGUAUACAGUACUCCCUCAAUAUAUCAACACCCCCCCCCCCCCCCCCCUUAUAAUGCCGUCAUCCCCGUCUCCAUGUUAAUACCCCUCUUCUAAUGCCAACCCCACAUGAUGCUUAAUGCCACUGAUUUUCACAAACAAUUUAUAAAUUCAUAAAUUGGUUAAAUUUUAUAUGGUUUACCCUCCAUAAUAAUCCCUCAGUAAUCACACCUACACUCUGAGAGCAGUGCAGUGUAGUGUGAAAGUCUAGACAAAGUAUCCAGAUGAUCAGGUUAAUUACUAUGAUAAUUGCUGAAUUAAACUCAAGAUCAUCUAAAUGUUUAUUCAGAAUAAAGCCCAAAUAAAUUUACAGAAUUUAAUUUCCUUUGACUGCUCAGUGAAUUGUCAGCAAUGGUGAAUUCGUUAUAUUAAUUGCCACCCCCGCUUGCCCAAAUUCGUCUUGAACAAAAUUUGGCAAAAUAUGGAGGGAGCACUGUAGGUACAUGUACUUUAUUAGAUCUAUUAAUUGCAUCGCAGGAAACGCAGGUAUUCCAGGUGUAAUCUUCCUUUACAAAUGCAUGCACUUAGUGUGAUAAUGAAGAGAUAAAGGACAAGAAAAGAAACGCUCUUGUGAAAUUCAAGUUGAUUCACUGUUAUUUAGUCUAUUAUGAUAUUCCAACAAAUCUCUUUCCAUUGUUAUCACAUCAGACUAUUAUCUAGUCUUAUCAAGCCUGCAUAUCUUGGGAUUAAGUGAAUGCAUUGUGCCCUAAAGUAUGGGAACUACAAAUUGUUUCAUACUGUCAGGAUAGGGAACUUGUUCCUGUCUGUAGACAAUGGUCAGGACUUACUCUGUCAAAUGGGCUGGGGAUCUUUCUGUCGAAUAUUUUGGGAAUCAUUUCAACAUAAGUGGUAGCUGCUGAAAAUUUGCUGACAGGUAUGGAAUUAAUGUUAAUGUAUGUGCACCCUUGAAAAGAUUGUUAAUGUCUGUAGAGUCUCAAUAUUUUGAUGACUGAACAUGAGGGCUGUGAAUGUUUUGUAUAUAAGAAUUGUAAUGUCCUUCAAAUUUAAACAAAUGCAACGCAGUAGAAUUAUUUCAUCUUUGAAAAAGAUGUGAAUUAGUAACGACUUAAUUGCCUUUAAGGUCAGAUUAAAAUACAUCUCUAAUUACCAUAUUUAAUUGUUCUUAAGUAUAUAAGCUUUAAAGCUUUGGAUUACAUAUCAUCAGAACUGGCAAUCACCACACAAGACAUAAUCCCAUUAGCAAUUUUAUCCCCAAAUCCAGAGGGUCACAGGGAUUAUAUAGAGUGGAAUGUGGUAAAGAGACUAAGAUGUGCACUAUAUAGAGUUACCACCCCUGCCAUGACACCGUGUGCCGAGGCCUCUAUUGAUUCUGUGGGUCUGGUAUUGAUUCUGGUCCGGCUCCCUGAUUAUAUAUAUAGCCUAGGGUGGUGGGAUGAGGAGUAGUAGUGCCCACCAUUUGUCCACACUUGGAGAAUUGUCCAGGAGAUAAGGCAAGGAUUAUCCUAAUCGUCAAUAUCACACAUCUGUGGGAGGAGUCCUAAUGGAUUUCAUGCAGUAUUAAUCAAUGCAUUCAGAAGCUAGGAGAACCGCUGAGCAUCCAGAUUAACUGUACAGAAUUGCAGCAAUUUACUGCAGCUUUUGAUUUUUCAUGACAAAUAAAGUGUAAUUCCGGAAACAGAGAAAUUAUGUGUGAAAUACAUGUAAUGUAGCUUUUUCCUGAGGACAGCCAGUAACCAUGGUGGAACAGUCUCCAGCUGUUAUGAGGAUUCUAUUGUGCAGCAUCAUUUCUAAGUGACACCAAUUUCACAUUACGUAAGAGGACUAGCUACACUAUUAUGUAUGAUGGAUGAAGCGUUUAUAUUAUACUUGGUCGAUUACUCAUGGUCGACUAUUAUUCCGACAUCAUGAAAAAAAAUUUCUUUAAUAGAGACAGUAGAUUUUAGCUGAUUAGCUUGGAUGUCACCUGACCACUCUACCUGAAGUAAUGGACGUGGAGUGACUGUCUGACAUUUAAUUUGUAAGGGUCAUCGUCGGUGAUUUUAGCGCAGGGAAAAACAGUGUAACCAGUGAAUAAGUAAACGAUGGUAGAACUUGACAGUUGUGUGCAUGCAAAAUCCAGGUGAACAACUUGCGCAGUGGUGGAACUGUGUAAGAAAUGGUGUGAUGGGAGUUCAGAUACAGCCUCUCUGCCUCUCGGUUACAUCAUCUAUCAAGGAUUCUGUGCUUGUUCCAAGAAAAAGCUAAUUAAAUGGUCCUCUAAUUGUGCAUAUAAUUUGCUGUUUUACAAUUGGAAUGGGAUUAUCUUAGACUGAAUUAUUCAACAACUAGUGACUUGUUCUCAAAAGAGGAGAUAUAGAGCCUGCUGAUUUAUGACAGAAAUACCUCCACUGUCAUGUACAAACAUCAUCUUUUAGUUGUAACAGCUAAUGCAUAGUUCCCAGUGUUUUGAUAAUGUGCCAUCUGUGAAAAUCAUUUCUACUUAUUUUGUGGUGAAUGGAAAUACAAGUAGGACGAGUCAUCUAUUGUCUGAAAAACAAAUUGACUAUUAUCUCAGUUUCAGCCAUUCCCGUCACAUUUUACUCUUACUAGAUAUAUAUAUAUAUAGGAUUCAUCAUGGGGAAUAUCAUUGCUGACUUUGAAAUUAAUGAAGUGGAGGAAAGUGAUAUACAGCAGGUUGAAAGUGAAUUGACUGCCAUUAAAGGAACUGAUGUCGAUAAGGCAUCUCGGAAAGUCAGCCCUAGUUCCUCGGUAGAGAAUUAUGUGGACAUAUCCGACACAAAAGAUUGUAUUGAAUCAAACUUGUCAUCUCCUACGGAAUAUCACAGUGCCCGAAACUCGGAGCACUUUCCUUUCACAGACUCAGAUGUGAGUGAUAUUGAAUCUGAGGAUCAAGUGGCGUCUCGCAAAACAGAUGAAAAGUCGGUGGGCAAUAAUAGGAGUCUGUUUAGUACCGAGUCCGAGACCAGUGGGGAUUUUCAUGAAAAUUGUCAAGUCUGUCAGCAGGACAUGUAUGACCUCCUGAACCCAGAUGACCUUUCUAAUACAGGGUCAGAGGUCAGUGAUUUUGACAGUGAUUUUGACUUGGACAUUACUGGUGCUGACAGUGAAACACCAAGGCAUAAGAAAACAUCUGCUGGUUCAGACUCUGAUCCCACAAUAGAAAAUGUAUCUAGCCAGAGUUUAUCAGAUGCAGACAACACUCCAAAUAAACAGGAGCCUUCUUCAGCAUUGUUACCAGUGGAAUUACCCUCUGAACAAUUCACCAUGGGAGGUAACUCCAGCCCAAAAGACACAUCUGGCAGUUGCUGUACUUCUGAAAAUCCGCCUAGAAAUAAUGAAAGCAGUAAUGAGAACAAUGUUCUGGCUGAUGAAAGCCAGGAAAGUAGUUGUAACAAGGUCACAAACACAGCAGAUGACAACUUGUGCAGUUGUGAAUCAGAGUCAAUGGGAGCUGGUGCUAGUUAUGCAGGUGUGUUGUCCUGUGACUGUAUCAGUCCCAGAGCAGAGCAAGGGGGUAGGAAUGUAUAUGCCGAGGAGAGAAGUUCCCCCUCAUAUGAAAAUGUUGGAACAUCUUUAAGAACUUCUGUGAUUGAAUCACAACAUGACAAAGGAAAUUGUCAUGAAGAUAGAUCUAAUUGCCAAUUUCUGAAGGUUAAUUAUGGCAUUCAUUCAGAAAAUGGAGAGGAGAUGGAAAAGUCCGAGUCAUCUGCAUUGACUGACUUAAAGCAAGAUGAAAAUGUGGACCAUACACAAUUAAUCGGUGUUCAAAAGUACCAAGAUCUGGAGAAAAGAAGCUUAAUGGGAGCCAUUCAGAUCUCCCCAACCACUGAGAAUGACCAACUCUUGAAAGCUAGUGUGGACAAAGACAACAUGGAUGAAUACCCAUCAAUGAUUUGGGAUAUAGUUAAAAACCAUCAAAGUUUUGCAGAUUUACUGACAAAUUGUGAACAUUUCUGUAGUUUUAAAUUGGAUUUGUUAAAUAAUGAAAUGGAUGCAUAUAACCAAGAUGCACCCACCCCUAAUGAGGGUAUUUCGACAAUGAAUUCUGCUGGUGGAGGGGCCACCCCAGGCCCAGGGCCGGGAGGAGGCCAGAGGCCCGGUAGUCCUAGGAGCCCAGGCUUCUACAAACAUCGAAAUCUAGAUACCCCCAAAACUAUUAUGGAUGUGGAUUAUAAACUUCUGAAUUCAGGAAUAGCUGUCCUUCCAGGCAGUCGGGAUUCUGAGGAGCGUUCAGUGGUAUUCAUCUUCACCAAUAGUUCCCUUUGGCAGAACCAACAGGUGCCCAGUGCUGAAUUGUCCAGGCUACUAAUGUACUACAGGAAUGUUCCCAGGGAGGAAGUUCGUUCCAAGGGUAUAACAAUUGUGGCCGUGAUACAGGGAGCUACAACUUCUGUUAUCAACACUCUAUUAGAAAGCCUCUACCUAUUUGAAGGGAACUGCCCGGGAGGAAUAGCUGUCCUACAUUUCUUAGCCGAUACUUACACCCAACCUUUACUGCAGAUGUCACCAGUAUUCGACUCUCAAACUCCAUUCAAAUUGGAUGUUCUACUGGCUCCAGCGUUAUUGCAAGAGUUCAUUCCCUUAGAUCAGCUUCUGUUAGAUCUGGAUGGUCUUUACAUGUAUAAUCACGAGGAGUGGAUCCGAUUUCAUUUGGAAUUGGAUCCAUUUAUAAACAAGAUUAGGAGUGUAGCUAAAUACCUCAUGGUCACCAUGCAAGAGCUCAGUGAACCCCAUGUGAUGCCAGUUACUGCUCAGGAAUCCACACAACUCAUUGAGCACCAUGAGCAGACCAUGAAGGCAGCAUUCAAUGAUCCAAGACUGAUAUCCCUCCAGAACGAGGGAGAGUCGGUCAUCAACUGCCUCCGAAGGAUGGAUCCCCACAUGGGGCAUUCUGAGGACUACAGAGAUCUGAUGGAGUCUGUGAACAGGCUAUAUGACAGUCUGAACAGCAGUAUGGUUAAACUGGUUCACAUAGCUGAUAGUCGCCUCUCAAAGCUUGAACACUGCCAGCAGCUCAGGGAGUUUGAGGAAGAAUGCACAAAGAUUAUCACUUGGACUGAGAAGACAGGUGAGGAGUUUCUACAAAGACACACUCAGCUUGGGGACAACCUAAAGGCCAUCCGCACACAGCAGAAAGAGUUUGAAAAAUUCUACUUCUGCGCAAUGACCCACAUAGAAAAGGGCAAUGAUCUGUUGGAUGAAGCUAGUAUGCUGGCUCAAUCUGGAAGCUUCAAUGAAGCCACAGGUUACAAGGAACUGGCUCGCACUCUAAAGAAGCAUCUACAGUCCUUUACAUCCAAACUCGAGGACACUCGCGAGCAGAUCGAGCACACUGCUAAGUGUUAUCAGCUUCUAGAUAAAACUUAUGAGUGGGCUUUAGAUGCUAUGAAGUAUGUAGCGAGUAUGAAAAUGGAACACUGUGAGACACUAACUGGACUAGAUAAGUUGUUACGGAGUUUAGAGUUGUAUCUUCGAGAUCAUCCUGUUAUGAAACCAGAAACAUUCACAUAUAUGUUUGAUCUGGCAGAAAAACUACAGAGUGACAAAUUGUUAGAACAAUGUCGUGUGGCUAAGGAACGCUGUGAUGAAACACAGAAAUUAUUAACGUUACGGCAAUGUACAUUAAAACGUGCAAGAGAAAAACUAGAAAUGGAACAAAGGGAGAAUACUCCAGCAGAUAGCAGGAAAUCCUUUGUGAGGGAGCAAUCUCCUGCAGCCAGUGUUGUGAGUUCCAGGAAAUUCCCUGUCCCCCAGGAGUCAGUGUGGGAGCCUCAGUCCUCCAGUACUCCUGUCAGACAAGUGAGGCCCCACCCCGAACUAAUCAAAAGUGUGUCAGAACGCUUCCUCAGGUCCCAGUUACAUCGGGAAGACUUUUAUACCCAGGAUAUGUCAGACCGUAUUGUGACAGCUCUUCCUAAAUCGCUGAUUGAAUCCCGCCAGGGAUCUUCACGGGAGGAUCUCACUGAGGCGGGAAGUGAUACCGCCAGUGCGUCCCCAAGUCAUGAUUACAAAUCUUCACCCAUCCAUUUAGUAUCCCCCAUCACCGGUUACUCUACCUCAAGUCUUCCUUUACAUAGCCGACCCCAGAAGAAGGUCAUCAAACGUACCCCCACUGUUCCCUUACCUGGCAAUAUUAUUAUGGAAGAAGAGGACCAACUUGUUGACCACAAAUAUUCCUUAAUGAGUAAAAGUCAGGACCCACGCCCCAUCAGUAUGAUUACCGCCAGUUCUGACAGCUUGUCCAGCCUCCCUGAAGAGGAAACAGAGACUCAAGGUCCUGAUGGAGAACAGCCACUCCCUCCGCCGCCACCCCUCAGGCAAUGGACACCAGUUCCAGUUAACUCACAUCUCACGUCCAUGCCAGCAGUUUCUGAGCUUAAACUUUCCAAUGCAGAGAAAAGCAAAAGGACUCUAUCCCACAUCAUGAGAGAGAUGAUACAAACAGAGAGAGACUAUGUCCUGUCCUUGCAAUAUGUGAUAGAGUAUUACCUCCCUGAACUACAGCGCCCUGAUGUACCACAGGCUUUGAGGGGGAAGGGCAGCAUUAUCUUUGGGAACAUUGAAAAGAUUUAUCAGUUCCACUCUCGGUACUUCCUUAGGGAGGUAGAACGGUGCGAGAGAAACCCCUUCCAGAUCUCCAACUAUUUCCUCAUGCAUGAGUCACAGUUUUACCUUUAUGCACUCUAUAACAAGAACAAACCAAAGUCAGACUUGUUGAUGGCAGAAUAUGGGAAAAUGUUCUUUAAGGACAAACAAGCCAAGUUGGGAGACAAGAUGGAUUUAGCCAGUUACCUGCUGAAGCCGGUUCAAAGGAUGGGCAAGUAUGCUCUUCUGCUGAAACAGAUCAUGAAGGAGUGUCCCCCAUCAGACCAAGAAUUCCAGGAUCUCAGGGCAGCAGAACAAAUGGUCAAGUUCCAACUUCGCCAUGGAAAUGAUCUCCUUGCAAUGGAUUCUCUGAAAGAUUGUGAUGUAAAUCUACAAGAGCAGGGGAGAUUACUGCGACAGGACGAGUUCAUCGUGUGGCAGGGAAGAAGGAAAUCCCUUCGUCAUGUUUUCCUCUUUGAAGACCUUAUCCUAUUCAGUAAAACUAGGAGGGGCAGAAAUGGGGGGCCAGACAGCUAUCUUUACAAGUACUCUUUGAAGAUGGCUGAGGUUGGGCUAACAGAGAGCUAUGGUGACACAGGAUACAAGUUUGAGAUCUGGUUCCGUAAGAGGUCAAAGGGUGACAGCUACAUUCUGCAGGCCCAGAGUUCAGACAUUAGGCACCACUGGGUGAAGGAAAUCUCACGAGUCCUCUGGAACCAAGCCAUCAAAAACAGGGAAAAGCACAUGUCAGAGAUGGCAACAAUGGGAAUAGGAAACAAACCCUGUUUGGAAAUCAAACCAAGUGCCAACCAGAUUAAUGACCGCUUUAUCAAUGUGGCAUCUGGAAACUUCCAGUCUCGUACACGGAAUUCUAUCGCUGUAUCUUCCUUUGAUCACAUCCAUCAGAACAACAAACGUCCCCACUCCAUUAUCUCAGUCAGCAGCACCUCCUCCUCCAGCAGCAGCCAUUCGGGGGCUUUCUACCCCCACCAUCUAAUCCAGGACAGCUCCAGAACCAAUUAUCUGUCUAAUGAGAGUGGCAUAGGAACAGACAUUUCUUCUGGUGAGGACCAUGGAGCUAGAUGUGACCAAUCAGAGAGAGGCUUAGUGUUUACCAGACAGACAGCCAUCAAUGAGCCCAAUCUAUUCAGCGAUGCCAUCAGUACAGAUGUUUAAUUGAAACUGCCCUCAUAAUGUAUUCUUGUUGAAUGGGAUAAGAAAGGAAUGAAGAUGCUUGAAAUUCCAAAUCACACACAAUGUGCAAUACGCUGUAUUUUCAGGAACAAACAAUUGUAGCUUCUCUGCAUAAUCAGGAAGGGAUUUCCUUUUGCCGGUUUCGAAUUUUCACUUGUGGCUUAAGGUUGUCCAUCUGAGAAUGUGUAUAAUGUGUAUAAUUUAAAAGUACCUGGGGGGAAAAUGACCUUUGUAAAUAACAGGUACUUUUGAUUUCAUGCAUUUGCUUGUUUGCUUACAUGGGAUCAGUAGAUAAAGAGAAUCCAUUCUGUACCAAAGGAUACUGCUGGACAUGGUGCUAUUGUCAUUUUUCCAUUGAUUUGUCAUAUACUUAGGCUGUAUUUAUCAUAGAAAAAAAGAUCUGUUUUUGGAGCAUUUUUUAUUUUCGUGUUUAUGAACAAAUUUUAGCAACAGGAUCAACAGCAUUUCACUCAUAUUUUUCUACCUCAUCCAUUUUUUUAACUGAGCAUACAUCUAAGUAUUACAAGAAUUUGCCUAUUGUUUUGCAUUGCCAUGCUGUCCGUUUCUAUGUAAGAGGUCUACCUUUCUUGAGGCUUCUGCGGUCAUUGUUAUUUAUUGUGAUUUGUACAUAUUGUACAUUCAGAGAUUAGCAUUGUUAAUUAAUAGUAUUUCAAAUGCCAAAUUAAUCUUGUAUAUUGAAAUUAUUAUGAAAUAAAUUUGAAAAAUA